Messenger RNA from Betta splendens (Siamese fighting fish), 1948 nucleotides. Its product is annotated as ecto-ADP-ribosyltransferase 5-like. The coding region runs from base 776 to 1552 and encodes 258 amino acids. Lineage: Eukaryota; Metazoa; Chordata; Actinopteri; Anabantiformes; Osphronemidae. The transcript has 2 exons. Gene Ontology annotation, molecular function: NAD+-protein-arginine ADP-ribosyltransferase activity; NAD+ poly-ADP-ribosyltransferase activity. The record is from RefSeq and is a predicted model, not a curated record.
GCAUCAGUGGUUCUUGACAUUUCUUGUGCAACUAGUGACUCUCUCUCACACACACACCUAAGAAAAAGUUCCAGCAUUGCUGCUUACUCACUGUGAAGAGCAAAUCAGCAUGUCACAGCUACAUGUACCUGCAUAAUGAACAACACAUUCUGAAAACAUCUAUUUCUGUCUAAGGGCUUGAAGAACCUAUAUGGAAGUUGGUUAUUGGCAUGAAAACAUCACAUGGUCUAAUAUUUUCUUUAACUUACCUAACAGAUUAGGGGACAUUAAAGCAGUUAUUGUUAGUUGCCAGCUGGCCAAAACUCUCAUAUAUUUCAAAACACUUGCUUUUUACAUCAAUCCAGUGAAACAAGACCAUAAAACAGGCAAGGCAUAAAUAUUACUAUUAAUUUCAAUCUAAACCAAAAAACAGAAGUAACUUGCGAUGUACAGUAUAAUGAACUAUAUGAUCUGUUGUAUGUGCAGCCAUUUAUCAACUGGUUAUUAGCAUAUAGUGUGGUCACUUUGGCCUUGUGUCUUUCAACAUUGUGUUCUGAGCUUGUGUAGCAGCAAUAUUGAGCUUGUUUGUUACCUUUUACGGUUAAAGUUGUCUUGCAGCUGUUUCUUCUUUAUUCCAUGACACAAAUUAUGUGUGCUGUGUCAUCUUUCCCCCACUGAUGAACUUCCCUAAGUGCUAAUAUAUAAGUGAGCUGGCCUCACUGUUGGUACACAAACACGUCGCCUGAUGCUGCAGUAGCCAGACGUCAUCACAGCUGUGAACAGGUUUCUACUGAAGAUGGCAGUGAUGCAGCUCUGGGCAGCGGUUUUCAUCACUUAUGGAGUCGCUACAGGAAUCGCACAGACUUUUCCACUGGACAUGGCUCCACAAUCUGUUGAUGACAUGUACCAAGGCUGUAGUGACAGAAUGAACGCAAAGGCAAAUAUGUACCUGCUGAAUGAGACAAACAUGGACAUGAACUAUAAAAUGGCCUGGCAGAUAUCUGAAAAAGCCUACUGGAGUAAAUAUAAACUGAUAAAACCACUGGAAAAAGAUCUAUUCAGGGCAAUUUAUGUUUACACUCUCAACAAACCAGCAAUCUAUCCUGACCUGAACAAUGCAGUUCGAUCCCAGAAAUCCCAGUAUAAGACCACAUUCAGGUACCAUGCACUUCACUUCUUCCUGACCAGAGCCAUCCAAACUCUCAAAGCUGGGAAGCGUAAAGGAAAAUGUCUGACCAGCUAUCGUAGGACCAGUGUUUACUUCAGUCAAGUUUUUGUCCAGAAGGAGUUUCGCUUUGGCUCGUUCACGUCCAGCUCACGGGGAGAUUAUCUUGGAGCCCACUUUGGGGGCAAGUCAUGCUUUAAGAUUGUCACAUGCUUUGGAGCAGACAUCCAGCGUUAUUCUGUGUAUGGAGACGAAAGAGAGGUUCUUAUUCCUCCUUAUGAGGUAUUUAAAGUCAAAAAAAUAAUUACGGGAACCAAACUAAACAAACAAAAAAGUUGUAACGUGAUCUAUGAAGUGCAGAGUGCAGGUACAUCCUCCAAUUUGAACUGUGCUCUUUUUCAUAAAUGACAAAUAAGAACAAACGUGGUUUAUAUAUGUGAUUAAAAUUCAGAGUUUCAUAUUGUUUCAGUCAUAUUAGUUGUUUAUGUUAUGUAAGAACCAUAAAAUUGAAAUCCUUGACUCAAUAACAGAAAUCUACAUUACAUCAUUACAAUAUUGUUACUGUACAGUACAUUGUUUUUCAUGUUUGUCAUAGAAACAUGUCACAUACUGUGUUCAAAGCUUUUCGGCAUGUAACAACAACCCUUGUCAAAGCAGAUCACAAACAUGCGACACGUAAUAUAAUAUUUAAGUCAUUAUACAUUGUAAUUUUUCUGAUUUUUGCAUCAUUUAUGUGAAAGAAAGAUUUGUAAUUGUUCUAUCAUGUUACCGUAUCAUAAUUGGGUGAAAAGGAAAUAAAAUAUC